AUGACUCCGCCAAAGGCUUUCGACUUCUCAGGUGAUGUGGCUCUAGUGACUGGUGCAUGGUCGCGGAUGGAUGGGGAGAUUGGCAACGGCCGUGCUGCCGCUAUUCUUUUAGCUCGACAGGGAGCCAAGGUUGCUUUGGUCGAUUUCAACGUUGACUGGGCAAAUGAGACAAAACGAAUGAUCGAUGAAGAGGGCGGAGUGUCGGAAGUCAUUCAGGCUGAUGUCACAGACGAAGCCUCCUGCCAGAACGCUGUGAACAAGACAGUUGAGCUCUUUGGUGGACUCCAUACCCUUGUCAAUAUUGUUGGUGUCGGUGGCGCUAUAGGAGACGCGACCAAGAUCAACAUGGAAGCAUGGGAAAGAGAUUUCCGCAUCAAUGUUACUAGUAUGGUUCUUGUGAGUCGAUACGCAAUGCCCGAGAUGCGCAAGGCCGGACGCGGUUCCAUCGUGAACAUGUCCUCCGUCAGCGGACUCCUCGGUGGCAAUCCAAGUCUGCUUUAUCGUAUCACGAAAGACGCCAUCAUUCAGAUGACUCGCGCAAUGGCCGCUCAUCAUGGACAGGAAAACAUUCGAGUAAACUGUGUGGCGCCUGGCAUGGUUUAUAUGCCCAUGACACGUGGGCGAGGCAUGACAGACGAAAUGAGACAAGCCAGAAUUAACCAAAACCUAAUGAAGAAAGAAGGCACUGGCUGGGAUGUUGGCUACGGUUUGUUAAAUUCCUUUGCCCACUUGUUGAAGCGAGGUUUGUUAACAGUCUUGUCAGCAAUCUUAUUUCUCUCCAGCAAAGAAACAGGGUGGAUCACUGGCUUAAUCAUGCCUGUUGAUGGUGGUACUACUGCCGGAAAUGCUGAUAGGCCUGCUUUGAAGGCGGAUGAUUUGGCAGCGAAGAACACGGGUGUUUCGAACUAG
Molecule: messenger RNA, 909 nt
Organism: Clonostachys rhizophaga
Lineage: Eukaryota; Fungi; Ascomycota; Sordariomycetes; Hypocreales; Bionectriaceae
Source: the annotation of a GenBank genome assembly